AUGCGACUAUCUGAACCCCGCGAGUCUAACUACAGUCAGAAACUCAAGUCUCUCGCCACGAAGCUUGUCUACGCAAGUACAUGCAUAGAUCAGAACCACCUGUCACGGACCACGUCAACAACCACAUCCAAUUCUGGCUCACUUGAGGAAGAGCGGGCGGCCAUACUCGAGAGUCUACCUCCUCUGUCGGUUAACGAGACAGCUGCAUCUAUAGCUGCCGAGGCUAUAGAUCCCGAACUCAUAAAGAAGGGUAAAAAGAAGGUUGCCAGGCACAAAUAUUUCGCGAUAUCUAUCAUAUUCACUCUAAACUUCAUGUUUAUCUUUUCCAGUUGGUACUGGCCCAGAUUCUAUUUCAUAUACCUGCCUUUCAUCUCAUUGCCUCUCGUCUUAAACUGCGUCAUGAUUGCCGAUAUCAUUAUCUGGUCGUUGAAGAACCUGGUCUUCAAACCGAAAAAGGUUAUACCCGAGACCCCGGAGGAAAUGGUUCUACUCAUGCCCUGCUACAAUGAGACUUAUGAGGAAUGCAGCAGGUCGCUUGACUCACUUGUCAAUCAAGUCAACGUCGGUCAUCACAAGCAAGCGAUCAUGGUUGUUUGCGAUGGCAAGGUUCGAGGGCCUGGUAUGGACAAAACUACAGGCGAUUAUCUCAACGAAGACAUUUUUGUCGACAAAGUCGAGCGAAGAAUGAUCCGCGCAGCAUAUGUCGCCUGGGACGGCCAGUCCAUGGAUGUGGAAAUAUCAAGAGGAAUGUAUAAGGGUUUGCCAUUUUUCUGCAUCGUGAAGCAGCAGAAUCAGGGCAAACGAGACAGCUUGAUCGUUGCUCGUUCUUUCGUGCACAACUUCAACCUACGCGACACGCGACCGAAGGUCGUCUUCUCUCCUGAGUUCUUUAGGGCAAUGACAGACUUUCUGAUUAAAGAUGCGGGAAUCAACCAUGUCGAGCUAUUAAUCGGCAUGGAUGCCGAUACAAUAUUUGCGGACGAUUGUCUCAGUCAUCUGGUUGAAGAAUGUCAUUAUCCCGGAACCGUCGGCGUCUGCGGCUACGUCUCGGUAGACUUUUCAACCCAUAAGUGGAACGUGUGGUCUAUAUACCAGUCAGCCGAAUAUACUAUCGCUCAAGGCUUACGGCGACUUCACCAAAGUCUCUGCACCAAGAAAGUCUCUUGUCUUCCGGGAUGCUGUCAGCUACUUCGGGUUUGCGAGGAGACAUGCGGCGACUAUAUUCUCAUCGAGGAAUUCGGCUACCAUCCCAAGCCAACAGAUGGCAUUAUCAAACGUAUCCGCGCCACGGCGUCUGAGGACCGGAACCACGUCUGCUUGAUGCUUAUGAAGUUUCAUAAGGCCCGUACACGGCAGGCCCUAAGAGCGUACGCUUAUACUGACGUGCCACAUUCACUCUCUGUCUUCCUCAGCCAGCGGCGCCGCUGGACACUCGGCGCAACAAGCAACGAUCUCAUGUUGCUAAUGGAGGCCGAUUAUAAGUUCAAUCUAUGGGAGCGUCUUGUCGCUCUUUCGAACGUCUUGACAUGGACGCUCAACUUUUUUGUUAUUGCGAGUCUGGCUUGUAUGGUGUUCGCAUUUAUGCACCAACCUUUCUGGAUUAUCAUGAUUUUUGCUUCUAUUAUGAUCGUACCCCUCUGCUACUAUCUUGGCUUGGCCGUAUGGCUGUGCCAAAGUUGGCUAGAGCGCGGUCAAUACCUCUUAGGUCUAGCCAUCUUCACAACCUGCGGUCCUUUUAUCAACAUCUGCGUCACUCUAUACGCAUGUGUCUACAUGGAUAAUUUCGGUUGGGGUAAGACGCGUAAGGUAGUCGCCGAGACGGGUGAAGCCGAGGAACCAGACUGGCAGGCACAACAAGAGCGUUAUCAGGAUGCGCUCAAUAACAGCGAGAAGAUUUUCGGCACUAUGAUUCCUGACGAAGAGAAUCAGCUACAUCCAGAGGUCUACAGGACACCGUUUACGAUGGGUUUCGACAAGCACGGCGACACGGCAAAGAAGUCGAUAGCCUUUGCCGUUCUCCUCCUAAUGGUCAUAGCUCUUACUAUCAGUACCAUCAUGGUAAUAGCAAAUGAUACCCAAAGCAAUGUUAAUAGUGUUACAACCAAGGCUCGCGAUAAUGAUCCGCCUUCAGUUCUUGCACGAGGAGACGACGAUAUCCCCGACGGAAAGCCCCUCUUCAACAUGUCGCGUCCGCACAUCGGCGACGUCCCCUACGGCCAGGCCAUCUUCGCCUGCGCCAACCCGGGACAGAUCGCGCUGACGUUCGACGACGGCCCCUAUUUCUGGACCAACCACAUCUUGGACCAGCUGGACGGGCUCAACGUCAAGGCGACGUUCUUCGUCACGGGCAACAACCCGUUCCUAGGCCGGCGUAUCGACAAGGGUUCGCAGUACGAAGAAUUGAUCAGACGUAUGCGCACGAGCGGCCACCAAAUCGCCUCGCACACGUGGACGCACAAGCACCUCGAGGACAUCGGGCGCGAGGGCCGCUUCAAGGAGAUGGUGUACAACGAGAUGGCGCUGCGCAACAUCAUGUACACGCCGCCGAUGUACAUGCGUCCGCCGUACGGCGAAUGGCGCGACCCGGACGAGAUGGCAGACCUCGGGGCGCUGGGGUACCACGUCAUCAUGUACAACGUCGACACCAAGGACUACAAGCACAAUACCGAGAAGGACAUCGAGGUGUCGAUCGGCCUGUUCAACGACGCGCUUAGGGAAGACGGCAACGGCUCGUAUAUCGUGCUCGCGCAUGAUGUCCGCCAGUGGACGGCGCUGAAGCUGCUCCCGGCUAUGAUCCAGACUAUGUACCAGCGGGGUUACCACGCCGUGACUGUAGGGGAGUGUCUGAAUGACUCGGAGUUUAAUUGGUAUAGGGAUCCUGAUAAGGUAGAGAGCUGA
Molecule: messenger RNA, 2898 nt
Organism: Daldinia childiae
Lineage: Eukaryota; Fungi; Ascomycota; Sordariomycetes; Xylariales; Hypoxylaceae
Product: Chitin synthase 6
Exons: 6
Coding region: 1-2898 (965 amino acids)
Biological process (GO): carbohydrate metabolic process
Cellular component (GO): cell periphery; cell septum
Molecular function (GO): hydrolase activity, acting on carbon-nitrogen (but not peptide) bonds; chitin synthase activity
Source: RefSeq, a predicted model, not a curated record